UUUUCAGAUGCCUCGAACACGGGCUAGAUGUCCCGCUUGUCAGCGAGGCCCAUAUCAGUUAGGAAAUCUCUACGACCAUUUGAGAUUUGUUCAUUGGUGGAAAAAGGAUAAAAUAGAUGAAUUGAAAUUGACAAUCAAGAGCACAAAAUACAAUGGAAGGCAAAGUGUCGAAUGUGAAUGCGGAAAAAUCUAUUUUUCCAUUCAUGGCUUGCGAGUACAUAGAGAAAGAGCGCAUGGUGAAGCAGUACAGCACAAUUCGAAUUAUUUCCCUGUCACAUGUCCUGCCUGUUCUGAAGUUUUCCGAACAGGAGAAGAAUUGGCAGUACACUGCAAUGAAAUGCAUCGACAGCAAGGUGGACAAGAUUUCGCUAUGAUUGAAGGCGUAUUUCCAUCCCAUGAAGACUUCGAAGCUUGGAUCGACUCUGUGGAGAAGCUGACAAAAGUUGGAUUCACUAAGAGAACUUCCAGAUUGUGCAAAGAUGGACGCAACCAUAUCUUUAGCUGCCGACAUGCCAGAGGCAAAGGCGCAGAAGUAGAUCCGAGGGAACUUAGACAACGAUUCAAGAAAAGUGAUCGAGUCUGUUCACAUUGUCCGGCCUUUAUAAGGGCAAUCGAGAAUCCGGAUGGUAGUGUAAGCUAUCGUGGUUGUCUGGGACACCUCGGCCACAAAGUCGGUGUCACGAAGCCACAACGGACUGCAACGCAGAAAUUCAGACGUUGGCAGACUCAUCGGCGACACAAGGACGCCUUGCUUUAUUACACCUACAGACUAAAUUCAAUUACUGAGCUUUCGGACAAUGCGUGGGCAGUCCAGUCAGAAGAUGGAUAUGAGUAUACCGUGAGAGUUGGCGAUCCUUGCAAUUGCGGUGAAACAAACAAUCACUGCGAUAGAUGUGGUGCGUGUCCAAAUCAGAUAGAAUGUAAUUGUUCGGAUGUUGUUGGACAUCGAGUCUCAUGUAUCCAUGCUCAUGCAGUAGCUACUUUUGUGGACAAAGCACGCGAACGCAUUCCACAAGUUCAUCACUACCUAGCAAGCGAAAUGCCUGCUUGUGAGCCUAGACCAGGACCAUCGCCCGAUCAACAGGACGCUUCAUACAUUGAUAUGUACGACUUGGAUGAUGGUCAUCAUGUUGAACAACAAUACCAGGAGGACACACACUCCGAAGAUUCGCAAACGCAUUCCACACAGUCCAACUCGUUUUCUUCGGUACCUCAGUCGGGUCCUCUGGAAGGUCAUCCAAAGGUUACUGUAGAGAGCUUGCGUCCGAAAGUUAAAAUGGAUUCCCAGUCACAGUCUGUGGUGACCUUGCGAGAAGAAGCAAGAGAGGAACUAGAACAGUUCCAGGGGCUGGAUCAGAAAUUGCAUAUGAUGUUGCAAACAUGUAUGCAAAGUAAUCUUCCUCAUGUUAUCCGUGAUAUUCGUUCUACGAUCGAAAGCAAGUUGUCCGAGAUACUUACACCCGACAAAGAGAAGACAUCGGUGAAGGUGCAGAAGCCAAGGCUGCGCAAAUCUGUUGAAUCUGAGGCGAGUCCUUCGAGUAGCCAAGAACCAAUGCAGGAUUCGUCUAUGGAUGGACAUACUUAUUGUGCGGAGACUAGUCCAGAUAAGAAAACGCCCGUUAUGCGAAAAGUGCUUCGACGAGAAUAUCUUGAAGCUCAUUCAUCUAAAACUAGACCCAACGAAGAAUCCCAGAAUGAUGUUUUGGAAAUUGGUCCGCAGCAGGACACGGAAACACUAGAUCCACCAUACAAACCGCCGCCCGACCCACCGUCUGCGCCGAGGAGAAGAGUAUUACGGCCAGAAUUCGAUGAAAGCGGGCCUAAAUGGCGUCUUCUCAGCGAAAAAGAGCUGGAACAGUUUCCUGUCAAGACUAAAAGAAUCAUUACCUCUCGGUCGCUGCCAGUUGUUCGCAGGGAAGCGGCCAAGCCUAUGUUUCCUGUCGCAAUUAAGAAACGGGUGUUACUUGCUCCACUUCCGUCUAAUUAUCGAAGAGUUGUGAAGCAAGUCGUUACGACCCAAGGUGGUCGUAGGGUUGUGAAGCGGGUGGUUGUACGACGACCUAUGCUUCCUCAGGAAAAAGCGCAAAUAGCUGCCUUAGAACAAUCCGCAUCAGAGAAACAGCAAAAUGUGGAAGUCAUCGAUGAAACUGGUGCUUCAGAUGCCGCAGGCAGUUCGCAAGAGGUUGUUGCUUCUAGCAACCCAGAUCCACUUUUUGCGAAAUGUGAACGACCGAAAAAUCCUACAACUCCGAUGUCUUCGAAUGCCCCUACAGACAAUGCUUCGCAGUCUUCUUCACAGUCUUCUGAUGAUGUUCAAAGAGAAGAGUCCGAGACAUCGAAGGAUGGUGGUCGCAUCGUCAAGAAAAUCUAUGCCAGAAAAGGAUCGGAAUGGGUGCUAAAAAGGGUAAUUAUACGACCGCUGAGUGAAGGCAUCACGAAUAAUGCGCAAGUGUCGCCAAGUGAUAAGCAGGGAUCAAGCAAAGGAUCCUCAACAACUGGCGAGGAUUCUGCGAACACAACUCCACGAAGAAUUGUCAAGCGAGUCGUAGUUAGGAGAAGUUCGACGAUUGCACCGCCAGACAGCCAGACUUUGGAAAUCACUACACCUUCACCAGAUGCUACUAAGCUUGAUCAUCCUCAUCACAUUCCGAAGCUGAUCCGAAGGAGUCUUGAAACGGCAUUGGCACCGAAACCGGAAAAGCCUGCACCACGGCCACUAGUGUGUUUGAUGUGUGGGAAAGGUCUGCCACCAGAACAUCAGACUGGAGAUGUUGUUGAGUGGCGCGGUUGCUCAAAUAAAGAGAAGUGCCACGUACGAGCACAUGAGAAGUGCCUAAGGGGAGCCAAGGAUAAGUGCUUCGUAUGCCAUGUGGGAACCCUAGUUAAAAUACAGGUGAAACUCUUGACUAAACCGGCUGUUGGUGCUAGUGUAUCUGAUGCUGCCAAGGGUAGUAAAGAAAUUGUUAGAACCAAAGAGACAGAAUCUCUGCGGAAGAAGUCGACAGAAGAUCGAACAUCUGCACUAUGUGAGGUAAAUUCAUAGAUUUUUACACAUCACAUUCCUGUACAAGUAGCAUUUUUGCUUUCGGCAUCCAUGUGCAUUGAGAUGUUGUUAUCUUUUUUACUG
Molecule: messenger RNA, 3127 nt
Organism: Cylicocyclus nassatus
Lineage: Eukaryota; Metazoa; Nematoda; Chromadorea; Rhabditida; Strongylidae
Source: the annotation of a GenBank genome assembly